This is a messenger RNA of Mesoplodon densirostris (Blainville's beaked whale), 1155 nucleotides long. RefSeq names its product sperm microtubule associated protein 2 (gene SPMAP2). The transcript is spliced from 9 exons. The record is from RefSeq and is a predicted model, not a curated record. The coding region runs from base 1 to 1155 and encodes 384 amino acids. Gene Ontology annotation, biological process: spermatogenesis. Lineage: Eukaryota; Metazoa; Chordata; Mammalia; Artiodactyla; Ziphiidae.
AUGGGGCACCACCAGCAAAGCUCGCUCUACAGCCGCCGCAUGUCAGAGGCCGAGGACCAGCCAGAAAGGGGGCAGGAUGACAGCACCCUGGGCCUCCGGGGCCCCACGUAUGAGAACCGAGGGUCCAGGGACCCCAAAUACCAGGGUCUGAACGAUGGGGACCUGGGACUGGAAGACCAAGAGGAAGAAACUUCCCCUGAGGAGGUGACUGGGGAAGAAUUCGUGGACGCCCAGAACCCGGAGGAGGCCCUCACGGAGCUGGAGAGGGCUCUGGAGAAAGACGCGGAGGAGGGCGUGCCUGAGAUGAGUCGGCUGUCCACCUCCCAGAGGACCCCUGGCACCUCCGUGGGCUGGGAGAGGAGGAAGAAGAGGCGGCUGUUUGAGUUGGCGAAACCCAAGACCAACUGGCAAGUCUUGAAAGACAGGAUGGGGUGCUGCUGCAGGGGCUACGCCUGGAUCACCCCCUGCAUGAGGAACCUGCAGUUCUGUCCGCUGCCCACAUCGCCAUCUGUGUACUGGACAGAGAGGUUUCUUGAGGAUACCACCCUCACCAUCACGGUGCCCGAGGUGUCCUGCCGGCUGGAGGAGCUGGCCCGACCUAAGAAGUUCUACUCAGAGUAUUACAACAACAACAGGACCAGCCCCACCUGGCCCAUUCCCCGGUCCACCUUGGAGUACCGAGCAUCCAGCCGCCUGCGGGAACUGGCCACCCCGAAGGUCCGGAAUAACAUCUGGAGCAUACACAUGUCUGAGGUGUCCCAAGUGUCCAAGGCAGCCCGGAUGGCCACCCCCAGUCUGAGGAUCAUCCAGCUGGCAAAGCCCAGGGCUCCAGCCGCCCUGCUGGAAGAGUGGGACCCCAUGCCAAAACCCAAGCCACACGUGUCAGACUAUAACCGCCUCCUUCACCUGGCCAUGCCCAAGGCCCAGUCGGACAAGUGUGUUCCUGACCGAGACCCGCGCUGGGAGGUGCUGGAGGUCACCAAGAAGGCGGUGGCCAGUCCCUGCAUCGUCUCCCUGGCCAAACCCAAAGUGCGGAGGGACCUGAGCGAGGGCUACAACCUGCAUCCCCUCGCCUGCACGAGCUUGCCACCCCCAAGAGUGUCACCAAAAAAGCAUGAGCAGCCCAGGCCUGGCCCCUCAGCCCGUUCCCAGUAA